UAUCGUUCUUGAGCAAGUGACAAAAAACAACUUUGUUUAUUCUCUAAAAAGCAUUUUUCUUAUUGGAACGAUUGGCAGUCUCAGGUCACAUGACGAGGGUGAAGAAUUCCUGCCGCCCUAGUCACAUGACAAGAGUGUGAGGAUUCCCAUUGUAAUUAACCCGGAAGUCUCUCACGGUUUCCGUGAGGCUCCGUCCGGCUUUGCGGACUCAAGGAGAGAAAGGGGAUUUAAAACACACUUCUCGCCUAGAUCAGCAGCCCCCCUUUCCCCCCAAAAAAAGGUUAGGACACCCUCUUUCCCUUGGAACUGGAGCCGAAGAAGCGAUUUAUAGGUUUGGGGGAAAAAGUGAAUAGAAACGGACGAAGUACGGAGACAGAAAAGAUCUUUUCUCUGUGAGCCCUUGUUCUGUCCCCUCUCUGCAUGUCCUUUAUUCACUUUAGGGUGACCAGAAGAGAGAUCCCAGUGUUUGCCCACCUCCUCUGCCCGCAAUCCCAAGCUGUGGGAGCUUCUACGUUCCAGGUUGUUUCCACGCAGGUCUGAGGCUCCCUAUGCAGCACCACAUGAAAUGAAUAAAGCACCACAGCCUAUAGCAGGACCCCCCACAGUCCCCCAUCCCGCCCCCUCUCCUGGCCUUUCUCAGCAACCUUUUCCUUCGGGACAGCCUUCCGCUCCUGUCGUGUUCGCUACCCCCCCGACACAGAUGAACACCCCUCCACAGCCUCGGCAGUUUGCUGCAGGUCCUCGUGCUUUACAUCAGCAGGGAGGAUUCAGAUCCCUGCAGCCGUACUACGCUAACCGGCCGGCCAUGCCCAACAGCGCCACCCGUGUGCCGCCCAGCAGCGCGCCUCGGGCCGUGGGCCCCCACGUCUAUCCGACUGGCUCCCAGAUGAUGAUGCUCCCACCACAGCAAAUCCCCUUCCCCAACCAGCAGGGCGCUGCCUACUUCAUCCAGUCGGGACAGUACCGGCCGCAGUACGUGACCGCAACGCAGCCUUAUCCAGUGGCCCCCGGGACACCAGGCUUCUACCCAGGAUCCAGCCCUGCAGAAUAUGGUACUUAUGCUGGAGCUUAUUACCCAGCCCAGGGUGUGUCACAGUAUCCCCCCACUGUGCAGGCCUCAACCGUCAUGAUGAAUCCUGGCCCUGGCCAGCAGGCCCCCCCGAAACGGGAACGCAAGCAGUGCACACAGAUUAGAAUAAGAGACCCCAACCAGGGAGGCCGAGACAUCACGGAGGAGAUCAUGUCAGGAGGCAGGACGACUUCCACACCCACUCCUCCCCAGUCAGUAGUCUCGGGAUCUGAGGGUGGAAAUGCAGCCCAAGCUAAUGGAGAAAACAUUGCGCCUGUUUCCGUGGUGAUCCGACCAGAUGACAGACAAAAACCUGCUACUCCUGCUGCUACAACGAUAGCCUCCAAGCCCAGAGAGCUGGGCAAGACUGAAGCAGCGUUGGCCCCUACGGCGCCCCCUGUUGCUGAGACUAAGUCAGAUACGGACACUAAAGCAGCCCCCAUAGACACCGCUCCCGAGCCUCUGGGGGAGACCCUGGCUGACACUACUGCCCCAACUGCCCUCCCCACCAGUGACCGUGUGGACUCUCCCCCUGUUACAAACACUGCAGCCCCUGAUAAUGUUCUGCACGAAGAGUACCCCGUCACCAUGGAGACGGAGAAGAAAGUACAGGAGGAGGAAAUGGAAAUGGAGGUGGAGGUGGUGCACAAACCAGAGCAGAAAGCGACAGUGGCCACCCAACCCAUUGAAACUGCCCCCCUUCUGGAAGACGCAGCCAUGGAGCAGAUUUCUGCAACCAAUGGACUGAGCACAGCAGAGCCCGCUGUCCCCGAGGAGCUCCCUGCUGUAUCCCAGAAGGCCCCUGCUGCCCCGGCCUGUGAGCCCCCUGUGGACUCGCCCAUUGCUCAGCCUGAGGAGCUGAAACCGCUCGCCAAUGGGCUCGCUGCUCCUAGCGCACAGUAUCCCGAGGAGGCGCCUGAGGAAGCCCCCGAGUGUGACAUUAGCCCCAUCGCGGAGCCAGAGGUGGCUCAACCGCUGGAAGCUCCAGUUGUCGCAGCAACACCUGUGCCCCAGCUACCACCAACACAAGCUGAGGAGAGGGGAGACACCCCUCCGCCCCAGCCCAGCGUUGCACCUGGGGAGACUUCUGUGCAAGCUGCUGCUGUUUUGGUGCCAAAGAAGAAGAGGAAACUGAAGGAUCUGAAUAAAAAAGAGGCAGUGGGAGAUCUCCUGGAUGCGUUUAAGGAGGACCAGGUGAAGGAGAAUCGCCCUGAGCCAGAACAGGCACAGCAGGCUGUUGCCCCUCCUGAGAAUGAGGCAUCUCGCCCCUCCCAUGCUGAAGAGACUGAGGAGACCUGGGAAGAGAAGGAAGAUAAGCUGGACACGGAAAAUAUUGAACCUGAGCCUCUCAAACCUGGAGACCAGAAGUACCAGUACAAAGAAGAGCAAUGGAAGCCCAUUAAUCCUGAGGAGAAGAAGAAAUAUGACCGAGAGUUCUUGCUGGGCUUCCAGUUUAUUUGCGCUAGCAUGCAGAAGCCUGAGGGCCUGCCGCACAUCAGCGAUGUUGUGCUGGACAAGGCCAACAAGACCCCUCUCCGCCCCCUGGACCCCAGCCGGUUGACAGGGAUGAACUGUGGUCCUGACUUCACCCCCUCCUUUGCCAACUUGGGCAGGCAACCCAUGGGGGGACGUGGCCCGCCCUCUGGAAUGGGGCCACGCCGCUCUCAGCAGGGCCAAAGGAAAGAGCCACGAAAGAUCAUCGCCAGUGUGUCCCUCACCGAUGACGUACAGCUCAACAAGGCAGAGAAGGCCUGGAAACCAGCUAUGAAGAAGAUAAGCAAGGAAAAGGAAGAGGAUGAACCUGAGACUGCCAAGACGCAGGAGCUGUUCCGCAGGGUGCGCAGUAUCCUGAAUAAGCUGACUCCCCAGAUGUUCCAACAGCUGAUGAAGCAGGUGACAGAGCUGACUAUUGACACAGAGGAGCGCCUCAAGGGUGUAAUCGACCUGAUCUUCGAGAAGGCCAUCUCUGAGCCCAACUUCUCUGUUGCAUAUGCCAACAUGUGCCGCUGCCUUAUUGCGCUUAAAGUCCCCACAGCUGACAAGCCGCUGGUGACUGUGAAUUUCCGCAAGCUGCUGCUGAACCGCUGCCAGAAAGAGUUUGAAAAGGACAAAGACGAUGAUGAAGUCUUCGAGAAGAAGCAGAAGGAGCUGGAUGCAGCUUCAGUGGAGGAGAGGCAGCAUCUGCGGGAGGAGCUGGAUGAUGCCAAGGACAAGGCUCGGCGGCGGUCACUGGGCAACAUCAAGUUCAUCGGGGAGCUGUUCAAGCUGAAGAUGCUGACGGAGCCCAUCAUGCACGACUGCAUCGUCAAGCUACUGAAGAACCACGACGAGGAGUCGCUGGAGUGCCUGUGCCGCCUUCUCUCUACCAUUGGCAAGGACCUCGAUUUUGAGAAGGCCAAGCCCCGCAUGGAUCAGUACUUCAACCAGAUGGAGAAGAUCAUCAAGGAGAGGAAGACAUCUUCCCGAAUACGGUUCAUGCUACAGGAUGUCCUGGACUUGAGAAGGAAUAACUGGGUGCCAAGGAGAGGAGACCAGGGGCCCAAGACGAUCGACCAGAUCCACAAGGAGGCAGAGUUGGAGGAGCACCGUGAACAGAUCAAAGUCCAGCAGCAGCUCAUGUCCAAGAAGGACAGCCGCCGCGGGGGCCCUGGGGGGCCACAUCCCUCAGGACGCAGCACCCAGCCGCAGGAUGAGGGCUGGAACACUGUCCCCAUCUCCAAGAACAGGCCCAUCGACACCAGCCGGCUCAGCAAGAUUACCAAGCCUGGAGCAAUGGACUUCAAUAACCAGCUGCUGGCUCCAGGGGGCAGACUGAGCUGGGGCAAAGGCAGCAGUGGAGGCUCUGGGUCCAAGCCUGCUGAGCAAUCUUCUGACACAGGACGUCCUGCUACCAGUACACUGAACCGAUUUUCAGCUUUACAGCAGUCUUCGAUGCCUUCGGGCACGGUGUCUGGAGACAACGAAUCGAGAAGAGUUCCUCAGAGGAGCAGCUCCAGUAGAGACCGCGGGGAGCGCAGCGACAGGUUCGACCGCUCGGACCGCUUCGAACGCGGGGAGCGGGAUCGGGAUCGGUUCGACCGACGAGAGAGCGACAGGGAGAAGGCGUCCGAAAGGGGUGACAGGAACAGACCCCCCAUCACCAAGAGGAGUUACAGCAAAGAGACAGAGGACCGCAGCCGGGAGAGGGAGCACCGCGGCCCUGCUGACCCCUUGCGCAGAGUCGCCAGCAUGACAGACGACAGGGACCGAGGCAGCCGGGAGAGAGCCAGGAGCAAGGAGAGCGUGAAAAGGGAGCCCGCAUCUGCCCCCGCACCUGCGCCUGCCAAGCCCGCACUUAGCGAGGAUGAGCUGGAAAAGAAAUCGAAGGCCAUCAUCGAGGAAUAUCUGCACAUCAACGACAUGAAGGAAGCUGUGCAGUGUGUCCAGGAAAUGAACUCGGUAUCCUUGCUCUUCAUUUUUGUGCGGAAUGGCAUUGAGUCGACGCUGGAGCGCAGCACCAUUGCACGGGAGCACAUGGGUCUGCUGCUGUACCAGUUGGUCAAGGCUGAGACUCUGCCCAUUGAGCACUACUUCAAGGGACUGCAGGAGAUCCUGGAAGUGGCAGAGGACAUGGCUAUUGAUAUCCCACACAUCUGGUUAUACCUGGCUGAGAUCAUCACCCCCAUGCUGCAUGAGGGGGGCAUUCCCAUGGACCUGCUUUUCAAAGAAGUAUCGAAGCCUCUUGUUCCCCUUGGGAAGGCUGGACUCUUGUUAGUUGAGAUCUUGUCCUUGCUGUGCAAAGAAAUGAGCCAUAAAAAAGCCGGAGCUCUCUGGAGAGAAGCAGGGCUAAGCUGGAAGGACUUUCUGCCAGAGGAUGAGGACGUCAAUAAGUUUGUAACAGAAAAGAAAGUGGAAUUCACUUUGGGAGACGACUCUGAGAAGAUGAGCAAAAAGGAGCUGACUUCAGAGGAGUUGUGCCGACAGCUGGAGAGGCUGAUUAAGGAGAAGGCAGACAACCAAAGAAUUUAUGACUGGGUUGAGGCUAAUCUGGAUGAGCAGCAGGUUUCUUCCAACAUGUUCAUCAGAGCAGUGAUGACAUCAGUGUGUCAGUCUGCCAUCAUCUAUGAGAACCCGUACAAAGUGGAUACUGAGCAGAUCACGCAGAGAGCCAAGCUGCUGCAGAAGUACCUCGCAGAUGAGCAGAAGGAGCUGCAGGCUCUCUAUGCGCUGCAGGCCUUGAUGGUGAAGCUGGAGCAGCCAGCGAAUCUGCUGCGGAUGUUCUUUGACACAUUGUACGAUGAAGACGUAAUAAAGGAGGAGGCCUUCUACAAGUGGGAAUCGAGUAAAGACCCAGCGGAGCAGCUGGGCAAGGGUGUUGCUCUCAAGUCCGUCACUGCCUUCUUCACAUGGCUCCGUGAGGCUGAGGACGAGUCUGACAACAGCUAGGCUCCCUGGCGCCCUCUGCAGAGUAGGAGGGCCGGAGCAGGGCAAGAGGGAGAGGCAGAGGACUUUUUCAAAAGUGGCUUACAUUAACAGUUUGGUGAAGAAACAAUCCUUCUCCGGCACAAAUUGGACAGCUGGAGAGAUCCAAUAGAUCGGCAUACGAUCGUUUAAUUUUUUUAGUUUUUUUUUCUGGCGAAUGUCUUUAACAAACAAAAUAAAAUGAAAACAAUUUAAAGAGGAUGACAAAACAGACUGUGGGGGUGCAAUUCCUUCAGUGUAUCAAGAGUUUUAUCUUUUGUUUUAAAGCAUCUCGACAUUUCAUGAUGUCCGAUAAAAUCCUGAACAGAAAUCGAAUCAACUAAGGCUGCUCUUUUCAGUAUAUGUGGCGCUCUAAUACUUAUGUAGGUGGUUAUUAUAUUUUUUUUAGGUGUAGGAUGAUUGGAGUGCGUUUUUUUAAUAUAAAGGAAAAUUAAAAAUGCAAAAAAAGGGGAAGGGGACAGUCGAUGUUGCUGGAACUUUCCAGGAAGGAGAUGGGAAUGCGCCUGGAGAAGCAGGAACUUGGAUUCCAUGUGACAGUGUAAUUGUGGGCGUGGCUGAGACAGGACUGGACAUGUGAUUUGCCAGGAGGCUCCGCCCACUAUCCUUUCUCACAACUGCCCCUUUUGUUUUUUUUUUCGCCUACACUUAACAAAUGGGCAGGGGGGAGGGGGGCAGGGGGCUUAACAGCCUUGAACAAGCCUGUAGUGGAUUUUAAAGAUACAGAGAAUCAUUGUUAAAAAAACUUGAAGAUAUAUAGAAGUAAAUCUUAAAAAUAAACAGUACAGAAGCUUGAGACAUU
This is a messenger RNA of Lepisosteus oculatus (spotted gar), 6329 nucleotides long. Lineage: Eukaryota; Metazoa; Chordata; Actinopteri; Semionotiformes; Lepisosteidae. The record is from RefSeq and is a predicted model, not a curated record.